This is a messenger RNA of Malurus melanocephalus (red-backed fairy wren), 2404 nucleotides long. RefSeq names its product adaptor related protein complex 1 subunit sigma 2 (gene AP1S2). Lineage: Eukaryota; Metazoa; Chordata; Aves; Passeriformes; Maluridae. The transcript has 5 exons. Bases 160 to 633 code for a protein of 157 amino acids. Gene Ontology annotation, molecular function: clathrin-cargo adaptor activity. Gene Ontology annotation, cellular component: AP-1 adaptor complex; intracellular membrane-bounded organelle; membrane coat. Gene Ontology annotation, biological process: vesicle-mediated transport; intracellular protein transport. The record is from RefSeq and is a predicted model, not a curated record.
GGGCGGCCGUUGGGGCGCGCGCGCGCUCGCGCCGGCGGCACCUCCCGUCCYCUCCCUCAGUCCCGCUCGGUGGCCGCGGCGGCAGCAUCGGCGGUGCCGGUCUGGGCAGAGGUGCCUCUUUCUCCUCCUCCGCCUCAGCUCCGCUAUUUCCCGGGCACGAUGCAGUUUAUGUUGCUUUUUAGUCGCCAGGGGAAACUGAGACUCCAGAAGUGGUAUGUCCCAUUAUCUGACAAAGAAAAGAAGAAAAUCACAAGGGAACUUGUUCAAACAGUAUUAGCCCGCAAACCGAAAAUGUGCAGCUUCUUGGAAUGGAGAGACCUGAAGAUUGUCUACAAAAGAUAUGCAAGCCUCUAUUUCUGCUGUGCUAUUGAAGAUCAGGACAAUGAGCUAAUAACUCUGGAAAUAAUUCAUCGCUAUGUAGAACUUCUGGACAAGUAUUUUGGCAGUGUGUGUGAACUUGAUAUCAUCUUCAAUUUUGAAAAAGCCUAUUUCAUUCUGGAUGAGUUCCUUUUAGGAGGGGAAGUUCAGGAGACUUCCAAGAAAAAUGUUCUUAAAGCCAUCGAACAAGCAGAUCUUUUACAGGAGGAAGCAGAGACCCCACGUAGUGUACUUGAAGAAAUUGGAUUGACAUAAAUCUUCUCUUCAGCUGAUGCCAUCUCAGUGUUUCAUACUGUAAAUGUUCACUGCCUUCAUUGUAAUGUUUAGCUAAUGGUGUAAGAUGCUGUUUGUCAGUAUUACUGUUCUGCUAAGCUGCUUCGUUCAGGCCUACAAGAAAAAUACUUUUUUUUUUGAAAAGGGAACAAGAAACCUAAGUUCAAAAUUUAUAAAUGAAAGAGAAUUAGAUUUAAAUUGACUCAGUGUUUCCCUUCACUGCAUUUAUAGGAAAAUUGCAUUUGACUUUGAAAAGUGUACUGUUUUUUAUAAGCAAACUUGACUUCAGGAAAUAAAUGUAUUAUGAUGACAUAAGCAUAGCCUAUCUAAAUGAAAAAAAAAACUACAUGGACAACUCCAAAUAUGAAAUGUUACGGUGUAGAAAUUGUGUUUAUGCAACCAAAGAAAUUGUUCAUCUACAUUUUAGUUGCCACUCGUGAUUAUUCCACUUAUUUCAGUUGUUGCAUAAAGAUUCAAAAUAUCUGUUUACYACUGAAUUUGUCAUUAUACCAAAGAAUCCUGCCAGGAUCUACAUAUCAAACUGGUAAAAACUGUUAAGGUGAUAACUGCUUUUUGCAAGAAAACUGAUCAACUUCCUAGACAUGAAGGUGUAUUUUAGUGUAGCUACCUUGAGUAAAACUGUGCAAGUUACUAYACUCAAAAGGGAAUGCAUGUAGGAAAAAAGAACAACCCAGACCGAAUAAGGAAACUGUUUUUAGGUCUGAUAUUAGCUUGCUUUGACCAUGAACACAAGAAAGGUCAACUUGCUAACUGAAUAGAGAGAUGCAUAAUGAAAAUUGGAUACUUUCCAAGAUGGGAAAGAAGCUUUACAAAAGGGACCUUUUAUUAUUUUCUUUCGAAGUCUACUAAUUAAUUUGUAUUUAUUGGUGUUUUAUAGUUAUGCUUUAUUGAGUGUAUAGGUACCUUUAGGACACACUAAGUGUCAAUGUCAUUUAACUGCUUUUCUUGAUCAACACCUUAAACAUGUGACACAUCCCUUACAAAACUCUUGUGUGAUGUACAAUUGAACCAACUAAUUUGCAGUGAGAGUUCUUAAACAUUAGAUUUGUAUAGUAUAUUCACUACAAAUCAUGUAAACUGAUAUCCCGUAAUAUUUUGACACUUUGAGCAGACUUUCAGUAAUUACUAACUAAGCCUGUUUCACUUGAGGAAAUAUGAUCCAUGUGUGGUUUUGACGAGACAGUGGGAGUCUACACCUGGGAGUCGCCAAGUUCUGUUGCCUGUCCUCAUGGAAGGGGGAUUGUCUCUUCCCUCACCACCCAGACUUCCACUGGGAUUUUUGGUUUGUUCGCCUGAGUAGUGCCAUGUUUUCACAAAGCUUAGCUCUGGCAGUGCUGCUGGAGAGUGGGCUGAGUAGCACCCAGCCCAAGGAGAAGUGCAGCGUUGUUGUCACUUGCAGGGCCCCUGAUCCAGACCCCAGCAUAAAUACUCAUGGGGCUGGGCUGUGUGUGCCACUCCUGUGGCAGUGCCAGGGUGCUGUCUGUGAACUAAAGCCAUGAGAAUUUUCUAGAAUUUACACAUAGAGAUUCCAGAGUACCAGAGACUGUUUUUGUCCCAGGGCAUUUCCCCAGUGCACAGCAGGCAGGGAUAGAUGAGGGUAGAAUAGUAGUGUAAGGACCCUGUAUGUGAGACUGGGGUGGUAAAAUUGAUUUAAGUCAAACCAGAAGCAAUUUUGUAUGUAUUAAACAUGUUUUUAAAGUUUACACUGUCACUUGUAUGUGCUUGGCUGGAU